Argentina anserina (silverweed cinquefoil) is the source of this 694-nucleotide messenger RNA. RefSeq names its product umecyanin-like. Gene Ontology annotation, molecular function: electron transfer activity. Lineage: Eukaryota; Viridiplantae; Streptophyta; Magnoliopsida; Rosales; Rosaceae. Gene Ontology annotation, cellular component: plasma membrane. The transcript is spliced from 2 exons. The record is from RefSeq and is a predicted model, not a curated record. Bases 37 to 507 code for a protein of 156 amino acids.
ACAUAAGAACUGGAAUUUAAUUGAUCAACUCAAACCAUGAAUAUGAAGUAUGUCAUUGUGCUUGUCAUAGCAAUAGCAGCAAUCGCAGAAGGUGCAGAAUACACUGUAGGAGACGAUAUGGGUUGGAUGGUUCCUCCCACUCCCGACUAUUAUACUACAUGGGUUUCCAAGUAUCACUUUGUUGAGGAUGAUUCUCUAGUGUUUAACUUUCCUCAAGGAAUUCAUGACAUCACUGUACUAACCGAGGAAGACUUCAACGCCUGCAACAUGACGAAUCCCUUAGUGCAAUUCCAAGAACCAGGUGAAGUUACGGUUUCCGCAACUGGCACAUUUUACUUCACAUGCAGCUUUGGCGAGCACUGCGCCAGCGGGCAAAAGUUUGCCAUUACUUUUGCCUCUCCACCUUUGCCUCCCAGUCCAUGUCCGAGUCCAACUAAUUCUGCUGCUGCUGAUCGAUCUACGGAGUCCCUGCCUUUCAAGUUUGUAUCGGAAAAGAUGAGUAACUAGCUGAUCCUAUUCAAAGUUCAAACCGUGGAGCAAAAGUCCUUGCUACCUAGAAAUAAAACAAGAAGCCCUAAUUGAGGCGUGCCAUAUCUGUGGUCUAUCAUGUCAUCUAGAAACCAAAAAUAAGAUUAUGAUCGAAUUCCGAUAAUUUAUUUUUAAAUCUUAAUAAAUUUCUAAUUAAUUAGUUUUG